AUGUUUUCGCUUCCGGCAUUGAAAAAGCGCUCUUUUGUGCGCUACCAUCAUCUCGAUCAAGAGCCGCUCGACAUUGAUGCAAAUAAUCGAGUAGUCAGCACCGAAAUCUCGAAGUCGUGCUUGCACGUUAGUAAGGUCCGCACGUGCGCUGUCUUGCUCUUGCUGGCGAUACUACUGGCACAAACUCGCAGCUAUCUACCGGCAGAGGCUUUGUUUAGAUGCGAUCCUUUUGCAGAACCUGGCUACGUGCACUACGAUGAGGCGCAUCCCGCGAGCACACAGUGGCGGCCACUCUCGAGCACCUGCGAUCCUGCACCAGAUUGGCUCGGGCUGCUCUCGCGGUUGGACAAUAGAUCAAGCGAGCUGGACUUCUUGCGGGGCAGAACAGCAUUGAUCAUAGGCGAUUCUACAGAUCGGCAAACAAUAGAGGACCUCGCGAGUAUCACUCAAUCUCGCCCGCCAAAAGCAGUGUCGUACUACAAGGCAAAUAUGCUGGCAGUUGACGACGUGAAGAUGAGGGACAUUCAGCCGCACGGUGUGCCUCGCCUGCUUUACUACGAGGAGCUCGACUUUCGUGUCAUUUCUGUCUUUCACUACGGUCUGAUGACGGAUCUGCGAUUGUCUCAAUGGAUAGCGCCGGACGUACACAAACCACUCGCUAUGCAGGACAGAUUGACGGAGCUGUUCCGACCACUAGUCGAGAUGUAUACUGAUCGGCUUGAUCUAGUGCGGUUUCAAUCAGGAUUAUGGGAUGUGGACGCGCUUACGGCCCUGCCGGAUGAUGUGCUGCACGCGCAUGAAGGGAACUCGAGCAUGCAGUCGGCGCGCCAAGACGAAGAGGCAAUGCCCAUCUUUACGAGGUACACUUUGCGCUAUAAGCAGGCGCUCGGCCAGAUCCAGGCAGCAUUCCCGCAUGCCGCUAUCUGGGCUCGCACAAUGCAUCGGCCAGGGCCGGGCUUACACAAGGAACACUUCAGUGAUAUUUCAGUCAAGAGGUUGUCUCAAGCGGCGGUGCAAGGCGCCCGCGAAUCAGGCGUCAAUGUCUUUGACUUCGGAAAUAUCUUCGAAGGCUGGCAGAUUUAUGCCAACUGGAUACACCCGUAUCAGUAUCCUGGUACUGCCCUGAUGGCUCAAGCACUAAUCCACGAAUUGUAUCUUGAAUUUGAGCAAGUCUGA
Mixia osmundae IAM 14324 is the source of this 1176-nucleotide messenger RNA. RefSeq lists its product as uncharacterized. The transcript has a single exon. Bases 1 to 1176 code for a protein of 391 amino acids. The record is from RefSeq and is a predicted model, not a curated record. NCBI's taxonomy places the organism in Eukaryota, Fungi, Basidiomycota, Mixiomycetes, Mixiales, Mixiaceae.